AUGGCAGAGGGUAACAACAACAACCAGCAGAGGGCUUUGAGGGAUUACUUCAGAAUAGAAACCGAGUUGGCACAGAAGUUUCUAACCAAGUUCUUCCCUCCGUCAAAGACCGCUCAUUUAAGGAGCGAGAUUGUGCAAUUCAGACAGAUCGACUUUGAGCCUCUCUAUGAGGCCUGGGAGCGUUUCAAGGAGUUGCUUAGAAAAUGCCCGCAGCAUGGAUACGAGGACUGGUUCCAAAUUCAGAUAUUCUACAAUGGUCGGAAUGGACAAACUAGGACAAUUAUAGAUGCGGCAUCAGGAGGGAUGAUGUUGUCCAAGACCUAUGAGGAGGCCGAAUUAUUAUUGGAGGAGAUGGCCUCCAACAAUGCUCAAUGGCCAAGUGAGCGGUCAAGUGUGAAGAGGGCUGUAGGAAUGCAUGAGAUUGAUCUGUUGGUCACUUUUUCAGCACAAAUAUCAGCUUUGACCAACAAGAUCUCAGAGUUAACCGCAAAGGAAGCCACAUCGAGUAAGGAGACGGCUAUGGUUGCAAGUACAUCUUACAUAGGUGAAGGUGGUGCUGCAGAACAAGUGCAACAUAUGAACAGCAGGAAUUUCAACUACCGAAGCAAUAACAUGCCGAGCAACCUGCCUUCUCAGUACCACCCAGGUCUCCAGAACCACGAGAACUUUUCUUAUGGAAACAACAAGAAUGUAUUGCAACCUCCUCCAGGGUAUAGUCAGCCAUUAUCUCAGAGCAAGCCGUCGAUAGAUGACCUGUUGAGCACGUUCAUUGUAGAAACCAGGGGGCGGUUCAACAAAGAUGAGGCUAGACUUGAUAAUAUCGAGACUCAUUGCACAAACAUGAGUGCUACUGUGAAGACUAUGGAGACACAGAUUCGCCAACUCGCCGACUCAAUGAAGAGCCUAUCAUCCGGGAAGUUUCCUAGUGACACUGUGAAAAACCCCAAGGAGUAA
Messenger RNA from Morus notabilis, 954 nucleotides. RefSeq lists its product as uncharacterized. The record is from RefSeq and is a predicted model, not a curated record. The transcript is spliced from 2 exons. Lineage: Eukaryota; Viridiplantae; Streptophyta; Magnoliopsida; Rosales; Moraceae. Bases 1 to 954 code for a protein of 317 amino acids.